AAGCGCUCACUUCUCGCACUUUCAUCUCACGUGUGUUUAUGCGCCGAAUUACGUAUUCGGCACAUAAAGGAACGAAAUCACUAGUACUUCUGGUUUAGUAAUAUUGAAAUAAAGUACAUAUGUAUGAAUAUCCACAUGCAGUGCCGUAUCCUUAGACCACAAAAAUUAGCUGAACCUACUAUUUUGGCGGAUUUUAAAAUGGCUGCUACGUGUAGGAUACUUCAUCGCGGUAUAUCAACGACGUGUGUUUGCUACGGGAAAAGAAACUUUCGUAAGUUUCAACUGUACAACAAGCGCGGUUCUCGACUUUUCAAGGAAGCACAAGCAAAAAAUCCAAAUCCAGACAUCCCGAUAUAUACUAGAGGAGUAAAGCCUACGGGAUAUCAAGAUGGGGAUCAGUAUGUUACCAUACCUGAAAUGAUACCCGAACUUGUAGUACCAUCUUUAGAAGACUUCGCGUUAAAGCCAUAUGUCUCGUAUGCCGCUAAGGAAGUGGUGCAGGAAGAGUUUACUCCCGAAGACUUAUUCAACGUAGUGUAUGCACCAAAAAUUAUCAAGGAUUAUGAGAAAGAUCAGUUGGGUCCAAAUGGGGAACCAUUGAAUCCAAGCGACGCCGAACGGCUUACAUCAUCCGAAGCUAAAAAGCUUGCUAGUAGGACAGGUUCGGAUAUCUUCUGAGCUCGUUAAGCACAACGUAUUCAUCGACGAAUCAAUCGUUAAUGGUUCUAGCGAUGUUUCCAUAGUACAAACGAUGUCCAACGGGAAAUACAUAGUUUCUCAAAAUUAUGUUUUAGACCUUAAUAUGUAUAAUCUUUAAUUAAGUAUACGUAUGAAUAAAUACAGGAGCAUCGUUUGUUAA
Orussus abietinus is the source of this 859-nucleotide messenger RNA. RefSeq names its product 39S ribosomal protein L41, mitochondrial (gene mRpL41). Gene Ontology annotation, biological process: translation. The record is from RefSeq and is a predicted model, not a curated record. Gene Ontology annotation, molecular function: structural constituent of ribosome. NCBI's taxonomy places the organism in Eukaryota, Metazoa, Arthropoda, Insecta, Hymenoptera, Orussidae. Bases 124 to 678 code for a protein of 184 amino acids. Gene Ontology annotation, cellular component: mitochondrial large ribosomal subunit. The transcript is spliced from 2 exons.